AUGACUCGCGGACUACAACGAGCUAAAGAAACCCAAGACCUCUCCACUCAUCAAUUUGGAUCUACGUUGAGAGGACGCGUCACCGCUGUCAAUGACGGCGAUGGGUUUCGGUUCUACCAUACGCCUGGUGGUCGCCUCGCUGGGUGGGGGUGGUUGCGGAAAGUGCCUACCUCUAGAGGUGAUUUGAAAGGUCAAACUCUACCUAUCCGCAUAGCCGGUAUCGACGCCCCCGAACGUCUGCAUUUUGGACGGCCGGCCCAACCGUUUAGCGACGAGGCGAUGUAUUUCCUCCAGCUGUUAGUCCUGGAGAAAAAUGUCAAAAUCAUCCCGUACCUGGUUGACCAAUACAAGCGAGUAGUGGCUCGAGUCACCGUACGAACAAUUUCCGGGCGUAAAGACGUUGGGGAAAUUAUGGUCAAGAAGGGCAUGGCGGUGGUGUACGAAGCCAAGACUGGCGCUCAGUAUGGUGAUCGCGAGCAGGUGUAUCGGCGGUUGCAGGACCAGGCUCGCAACCGCCGUGUCGGUCUCUGGCAAAACGAGCAAGUGGUUACACCUAUGGAACAUAAACGACAGUACCGCAAUCAAGGCUCAAGCAAGCCAGCCCCUGCUGCGAAACCAAAACCAAAACCGGCAAAUCGCAAACCAGCCAAACCCAAGGCUAAGCCCGCUAAGGCCGAACCGCCCGCAAAGCCUCGAAGUAAAGCGAAACCCACCCCAGCCAAGGCUCACGCGAAGCCGCAUCUGCAGCAGCUCCGAACGCGAAUUGUCAUAGCACAGUAA
Messenger RNA from Diutina rugosa, 780 nucleotides. RefSeq names its product thermonuclease family protein. The record is from RefSeq and is a predicted model, not a curated record. Bases 1 to 780 code for a protein of 259 amino acids. Gene Ontology annotation, cellular component: cytoplasm; mitochondrion. NCBI's taxonomy places the organism in Eukaryota, Fungi, Ascomycota, Pichiomycetes, Serinales, Debaryomycetaceae. The transcript has a single exon.